This is a messenger RNA of Coregonus sp. 'balchen', 9102 nucleotides long. The record is from the annotation of a GenBank genome assembly. Lineage: Eukaryota; Metazoa; Chordata; Actinopteri; Salmoniformes; Salmonidae.
AUGGUCGAGGUACUGGAGCUCCAGAAAGACAAGGUUGAGCUGGACCACACACAGAGCCGGCUGGACCAGGAGAUGGAGACCCUCAACACACACAGCACCGGCUGGACCAGGAGAUGGAGACCCUCAACACACACAGCACCGGCUGGACCAGGAGAUGGAGACCCUCAACACACACUGCACCGGCUGGACCAGGAGAUGGAGACCCUCAACACACACUGCACCGGCUGGACCAGGAGAUGGAGACCCUCAACACACACUGCACCGGCUGGACCAGGAGAUGGAGACCCUCAACACACACAGCACCGGCUGGACCACGAGAUGGAGACCCUCAACACACACAGCACCGGCUGGACCAGGAGAUGGAGACCCUCAACACACACAGCACCGGCUGGACCAGGAGAUGGAGACCCUCAACACACACAGCACCGGCUGGACCAGGAGAUGGAGACCCUCAACACACACAGCACCGGCUGGACCAGGAGAUGGAGACCCUCAACACACACAGCACCAGCUGGACCAGGAGAUGGAGACCCUCAACACACACUGCACCGGCUGGACCAGGAGAUGGAGACUCUCAACACACACAGCGCCGGCUGGACCAGGAGAUGGAGACUCUCAACACACACAGCACCGGCUGGACCACGAGAUGGAGACUCUCAACACACACAGGUGGACAUGCUCAAGAAGCAUCACGUAGGGUCAUCUCAUAACAAUAAUAAAAGAUGCCUGCAUAUGCUCAAUUACAGUACACAGGCUAAAAUAUUGUCAAUCUACACAAUUGAGAUGUGAGAAGUGUAGUGAGCCCUGUGCAGGUGUGCAUUGUUUUGUUUUUUUCAGUAUACAAUACACACAACUACCUGAGUAUACAUGACGUAUGCUUGAUUGUUUAGUUAGUAGCCCAAACCUCACCCAUCACUCUGAACAAGAGGUCACUCUGACCCUGGCCAGGCGUAACCUGACCCAUCACUCUAAACAAGAGGUUACUCUGACCCUGGCCAGUGGUAACUGACCUCUGAUCUGGCCAGUCUCCAUAUCCCAGUCUGUUGUCCCCACUUGCUUCAAGGUGUCCACCAUUGUUCCUGUUCCCAAGAAAGUGAAGGUAACUGAACUACUUUGAGAGGCUAGAUAAGGACCAUAUCACCUCCACCUUACCCGAAAACGUAGACCCACUACAAUUCGCAUACUUCCCCAACAGAUUCACGGACGACGCAAUCGCCAUUGCACUGCACACUGCCCUAUCCCACCUGGACAAGAUAAAUACCUAUGUAAGAAUGCUGUUCAUAGACUACAGCUCAGCCUUCAACAUCAUAGUGCCCUCCAACCUAAUCACUAAGCUCUGAAUCCCUCUCUGUGCAACUGGGUCCUGGACUUCCUGACGGGCCGACCCCAAGUGGUGAAGGUAGGCAACAACACCUCUGCCACGCUGAUCCUCAACACGGUGUAAUUGCUGCCAAAGUUGCUUCAACAAAGUACUGAGUAAAGGGUCUGAAUACUUAUGUACAGUGGGGAGAACAAGUAUUUGAUACACUGCCGAUUUUGCAGGUUUUCCUACUUACAAAGCAUGUAGAGGUCUGUAAUUUUUGUCAUAGGUACACUUCAACUGUGAGAGACGGAAUCUAAAACAAAAAUCCAGAAAAUCACAUUGUAUGAUUUUUAAGUAAUUAAUUUGCAUUUUAUUGCAUGACAUAAGCAUUUGAUCACCUACCAACCAGUAAGAAUUCCGGCUCUCACAGACCUGUUAGUUUUUCUUUAAGAAGCCCUCCUGUUCUCCACUCAUGACCUGUAUUAACUGCACCUGUUUGAAAUCGUUACCUGUAUAAAAGGCACCUGUCCACACACUCAAUCAAACAGACUCCAACCUCUCCACAAUGGCCAAGACCAGAGAGCUGUGUAAGGACAUCAGGGAUACAAUUGUAGACCUGCACAAGGCUGGGAUGGGCUACAGGACAAUAGGCAAGCAGCUUGGUGAGAAGGCAACAACUGUUGGCGCAAUUAUUAGAAAAUGGGAGAAGUUCAAGAUGACGGUCAAUCACCCUCGGUCUGGGGCUCCAUGCAAGAUCUCACCUCGUGGGGCAUCAGUGAUCAUGAGGAAGGUGAGGGAUCAGCCCAGAACUACACAGCAGGACCUGGUCAAUGACCUGAAGAGAGCUGGGACCACAGUCUCAAAGAACCAUUAGUAACACACUACGCCGUCAUGGAUUAAAAUCCUGCAGCGCACGCAAGGUCCCCCUGCUCAAGCCAGUGCAUGUCCAGGCCCGUCUGAAGUUUGCCAAUGACCAUCUGGAUGAUCCAGAGGAGGAAUGGGAGAAGGUCAUGUGGUCUGAUGAGACAAAAAUAGAGCUUUUUGGUCUAAAUUCCACUCGCUUUGUUUGGAGGAAGAAGAAGGAUGAGUACAACCCUAAGAACACCAUCCCAACCGUGAAGCAUGGAGGUGGAAACAUAAUUCUUUGGGGAUGCUUUUCUGCAAAGGGGACAGGACGACUGCACCGUAUUGAGGGGAGGAUGGAUGGGGCCAUGUAUCGCGAGAUCUUGGCCAACAACCUCCUUCCCUCAGUAAGAGCAUUGAAGAUGGGUCGUGGCUGGGUCUUCCAGCAUGACAACGACCCGAAACACACAGCCAGUGCAACUAAGGAGUGGCACCGUAAGAAGCAUCUCAAGGUUCUGGAGUGGCCUAGCCAGUCUCCAGACCUGAACCCAAUAGAACAUCUUUUGAGGGAGCUGAAAGUCUGUAUUGCCCAGCAACAGCCCCGAAACCUGAAGGAUCUGGAGAAGGUCUGUAUGGAGGAGUGGGCCAAAAUCCCUGCUGCAGUGUGUGCAAACCUGGUCAAGACCUACAGGAAACUUAUGAUCUCUGUAAUUGCAAACAAAGGUUUUUGCUUUUCUGAUGUAUCAAAUACUUAUGUCAUGCAAUAAAAUGCAAAUUAAUUACUUUAAAAUCAUUCAAUGUGAUUUUCUGGAUUUUUGUUUUAGAUUCCGUCUCUCACAGUUGAAGUGUACCUAUGAUAAAAAUGACAGACCUCUACAUGCUUUGUAAGUAGGAAAACCUGCAAAAUCGGCAGUGUAUCAAAUACUUGUUCUACCCACUGUACAUGUAAUAUUUCAGUUUAUUUAUAUUUAUACAUUUGAUAAAUAUUUAUUUAUUUAUUUAUUUAUUUUAUUUUAUUACUUUUUUUUGGUGGGGGGAAACAAACUCAUUACACUUUAAAAUGACUAAUACCUAAUCGAAACUGUAGAAAUGAUAAUGGACCUACAGUCCAUUUGUACAGUUUCUUGACCGUGUUCAGCUCGCUAAUAAUCACCUAAAUGAAAGCUACACAGUCAGGUAGCAUAGAACAUAUAACCAAUUUUCAGUGCGGCCUUCUGGACCUCGUUGAAGACUGAAUGUGACCCCCGGGGCCACAUUUGUUUGACAUCCCUGCUGUAGACUGUAGAUGUGUGUUGGCUGGUCUAAACAUACAGUAAUCAAUAAACCUAACAGAUCAUAUUGAAUGUUUAAUUUCAUUACAGGUGCUACGCUGAUAUUGAUCCUGUUGUAUUUUUCUCCUCCACUAAGGUCUUCUCCAGCUGGAAGCUGAUUGCCACGCCCAGAACAUGAGGAACUGUGACUCCCAGGUCAGAGCCCUGGCAGCCUACCUGGAAAUGGAGGGCUACAACCGUUUCCCCUUCAAAGACAGACAGCUGCAGAGCUUCAACCAACAGGUCAAAGAGAAACUCGACCAGGAGACUAAGGCCAACCAGGUCAUGGUAAGACAAAGUCCCGUCAGCACAAAGCUUGGAAAGAUACAGCUCUGUUCCAUUGGUCAUGUUUAGAUCAUGUUUACACGGUCAGGAAACUGACCCUAAACUGACUCCUGACACUAUUAAUGUUCUAUGACGAUGUUCUUCUAAGCCAUUCUCUAUAUUCCAACCUGUGUUCCAGAGGGAUAUGCAAGAGAAGGAAGCCAUGAAGCAGCAGAGCAUCGAUGAGACCGAAGACAAGAAGACGGGUUUGGAGAGGACCACUGAGCUGACGAAAGACCUGCAGGGCACAAAGCAGCAGGAGCUGAGGAACGUCAAUCUGACCUGCAGGGACUGGAGGACUCCUCCACCCGGCUGCAGGAACUGGAAAGGGAGCUCACCAAAGCAGUACAAGCACAACACAUGUCUGCACCCUAUUCCCUUCUAUAGUACACUACUUUUGACCAAGGUCCAUAUGGUAGAAGCGCACUUUUCCAAAAGUAGUGCACUAUAUAGGGAAUAGGUUGCCACUCAGGACGCAACAAUCCUUUUUUGAAUUCAAUGAGAAAAAAAGUUUUCCCCUGUGAAUGUGUUGUUUAUCGCAAAGAGAAAGUUACUGAGUCAUGUUCACUAGACUUUUGGGUUUGAAUGAUAGUGUCCCUCUAGAUUGUUUUCUUAGGCGACCAAAUGAACAUCCAAAGCUGCAAACAUCUACAAGUAGUCCUGCCUCUAAGUAAGGGGUAUUAAAAUCCUACCCUGGAGGUACAGAGUACUGCUGGUGAGUGUUAUAUACAGUACCAGUCAAAAGUUUGGACACACCUACUCAUUCCAGGGUUUUUCUACAUUAUAGAAUAAUAGUGAAGACAUCAAAACAAUGAAAUAACACAUAUGGAAUCAUGUAGUAACCAAAAAAGUGUUAAACAAAUACAAAUAUAUUUAAUAUUUGAGAUUAUUCAAAUAGCCACACUUUGCCUUGAGGAAUUCUCUCAACCAGCUUUAUUAGGUAGUCACCUGGAAUGCAGGUAACUCUGCUGCAGAGGAUAAGUUCAUUAGAGUUAACUGCACCUCAAGGCAAAGAGUGGCUACUUUGAAGAAUCUAAAAUAUAUUUUGAUUUGUUUAACACUUUUUUGGUUACUACAUAAUUCCAUAUGUGUUAUUUCAUAGUUUUGAUUUCUUCACUAUUAUUCUACUGUCGUGUAUCUUGUCGCUGCUGGUGCUCAUUGCUGUCAAACAAAGGAGUCCGCUCAUACUGAACCUUUGAUCAUAAGUUUUAUUCAUAUCACACGAUUUCAGCAUAAGUGACGGAUGUCAUGACACCCAGAGAGCAGUGUCCUCGAAUUGUAAUGUCUGCUCUAACCUCUUCUUCGUUUUUCCCCAGUAUAUAUAAUCUCCCCAAGAUAUGGGUGGCUCCCUCUACUGUCCAAUCACCUGUCUCCCCUGGGGCGUCACCCUACAAAUGGCUACUUUUGAACUGAAAUAAACAUCCGUUCAGUUCCACAUGAAAAACAUUAACAAAGAGAUAAUCCUAAUACACUACACUACAAUUUCGAAAAUAGUACAAAUAAAGAAAAACCCUGGAAUGAGUAGGUGUGUCCAAACUUUCGACUGGUACUGUAUAUACUGUAUUUAUAUAUUUAAAGAUUAUUAUUGUAAAAACAUUUAACAAUACACAUUCAAACGAAAGCAGACAGAUGCACACAAACAUCAACAACAUCACAACUGCCCAGACCCACCUGCUUACACCCCCAAUCUCCAGCACCACCAUCACUCUCUUCCACAUGGCUUCAAACUGCACCAUUUUGUUUUUCUCCGUCGCCCACGCACUUUCAACAUUUAGACAAUAAAGCAUUUGACCGUUCUAUUGUGUUAACAAUGGAGGAUUAGUUGAUUUACAGUUUUUAAGAAUAUGUUUUUUGAUUGAUUGACGAGAAAAGUAUAUGAGUGAGUGAUAUUGCUGUGUGUACCUGUGGUAUGUCUCUGCAGGAGCGGGAGCUGGACAGCGCGGUGCAUAGCUCCAACGUGGACGGGCUGAGGGUCGAGGUACUGGAGCUCCAGAAAGACAAGGUUGAGCUGGACCACACACAGAGCCGGCUGGACCAGGAGAUGGAGACCCUCAACACACACAGCACCGGCUGGACCAGGAGAUGGAGACCCUCAACACACACUGCACCGGCUGGACCAGGAGAUGGAGACCCUCAACACACACAGCACCGGCUGGACCAGGAGAUGGAGACCCUCAACACACACAGCACCGGCUGGACCAGGAGAUGGAGACCCUCAACACACACAGCACCGGCUGGACCAGGAGAUGGAGACUCUCAACACACACAGCGCCGGCUGGACCAGGAGAUGGAGACUCUCAACACACACAGGUGGACAUGCUCAAGAAGCAUCACGUAGGGUCAUCUCAUAACAAUAAUAAAAGAUGCCUGCAUAUGCUCAAUUACAGUACACAGGCUAAAAGAUUGUCAAUCUACACAAUUGAGAUGUGAGAAGUGUAGUGAGCCCUGUGCAGGUGUGCAUUGUUUUGUUUUUUUCAGUAUACAAUACACACAACUACCUGAGUAUACAUGACGUAUGCUUGAUUGUUUAGUUAGUAGCCUAAACCUCACCCAUCACUCUGAACAAGAGGUCACUCUGACCCUGGCCAGUGGUAACUGACCUCUGAUCUGGCCAGUCUCCAUAUCCCAGUCUGUUGUCCCCACUUGCUUCAAGGUGUCCACCAUUGUUCCUGUUCCCAAGAAAGUGAAGGUAACUGAACUAACUGACUAAUUGCCACGUAGCACUCACUUCCGUCAUCAUGAAGUACUUUGAGAGGCUAGAUAAGGACCAUAUCACCUCCACCUUACCCGAAAACGUAGACCCACUACAAUUCGCAUACUUCCCCAACAGAUUCACGGACGACGCAAUCGCCAUUGCACUGCACACUGCCCUAUCCCACCUGGACAAGAUAAAUACCUAUGUAAGAAUGCUGUUCAUAGACUACAGCUCAGCCUUCAACAUCAUAGUGCCCUCCAACCUAAUCACUAAGCUCUGAAUCCCUCUCUGUGCAACUGGGUCCUGGACUUCCUGACGGGCCGACCCCAAGUGGUGAAGGUAGGCAACAACACCUCUGCCACGCUGAUCCUCAACACGGUGGCCCCACUGAUGACACAACAGUGGUAGGCCUCAUUACCAACAACGAUGAGACAGCCUACAGGGAGGAGGUGAGAGCCCUGACAGAAGUGAUACAAGGAAAAUAACCUCUCCCUCAACGUCAACAAAACGAAGGAGCUGAUCGUGGACUACAGGAGACAACAGAGAGCACGUCCACAUCGACGGGGCCACAGUGGAGAGGGCCAAAAGCUAGAAACACAACCAUUUCGCUCCACAUGCGGUAACAUCUGCAAAUCUGUGUACUUUGAUUUGAUUUGGCCAGUGGUAACUGACCUCUGACCCUGGCCAGUGGUAACUGACCUCUGACCCUGGCCAGUGGUAACUGACCUCUGACCCUGGUCUGUGGUAACUGACCUCUGACCCAGGCCAGUGGUAACUGACCUCUGACCCUGGCCAGUGGUAACUGACCUCUGACCCUGGCCAGUGGUAACAUGAGCCUGUGGGCCUCUUUCCUUCUCUCAGAGGAAGAUAAAGUCGAGGCACAACGAGGAUCUGGUGGUCUGCUGGAUCACUUCCCUAAGAAGAGGGAGCUGGAGGACUAGAUCUACACCAAGUUCAAAGAUAUCAACUCCACCAGGGAGAAAACUGGCCAAGCACAAGUGAGUGCUUCCGUCACACAUGGCCAGAUUAACAUCUGCUCUCAGUCUGGUCCUGUUGUUGCAGUACAGAGCUGCUGAAGUGUGUAUGUGACUGUAAUGUGCUUGCAGUAAGGAGCUGCUGAAGUGUGUAUGUGACUGUAAUGUGCUUGCAGUAAGGAGCUGGCAUCGGGGGAGCAGAAUAAGAGCCACUGCGCUGCAGAGAUCAGGAGGAAGGAGCAGCAGCUGGCCACCUAUGAGGAAAAUAUGUUCAAUGUGUGUGGCAGUCAGGACUUCCAGCAGGACCUGGGCAAGCUGCAGGACGACCUGGAGAAGACCUCCAAGCAGAUAGGUAACUAACAGUGGAAUUCAAACUUUUUCAGCGGGGACCACAUUUUUUUCCAACAGAAUUUCUGGGGACCACAUUUUUUUCUCAAGAAUUUCUCGCAACCCCACCCCAAAUCUAAUGGCACAACCUUAAAAUCUGUACAUUUAGAUUUUGUAUCAAAUAACCUUCAAUUCAUUACAUUUUCAUCUCUUCUCAAAAUGAAAAUAAACCAAUAAAUACAUUUACUCAAAAUAUUAUUUUUCAAAUGAUCUUUCUCAAAAACCUAAUUUUUUGUUCCUAAAAAACAAACGACCCCAAGUUUGAAUACCACUACCCUGGGCUGUGCAUUACUGAUAACCUGUGAGGUGUUUGUUGACAUGGGGAUAUUUUUUAUAGGGUGUUUUUAGUCUAAUCUGUUUUGAAUAAUGUCUGAGAUAUUAUUAACCUUAUCUGUGUGUGCCCCUCUGUGUGUGUGUGUGUGUGUGUGCUCAGCCAUGCUGGAGGGUGACACGGCCAUGUACACUCAGUUCAUCAGUCAGCUGACAGAGGGUGAGCCCUACUGCCCCGUGUGCCAGGGCAUUCUUCCCCUCGGAGGCCGAGCUCCAGGACGUCAUCAACGACAUGCAGUCUAAGCUGAGCCUGGUCCCUGACAAACUGAAGAACACCGAGCAGUAACUGAAUAGGAAAUAGAGGAGGAAGGAUGACAUGAUGGCUCUCAAACCUGUCAGAUCAAAAUGGAUCAGGGAGUAAUUCUGGUGCGUUGUGUCAUUGGAGAUGAUAGGCUGUUGGAUUAGGUUGCAAUUAUAGUUUCCUUCCACUAGAUGGCAGUAGAUGCUCGACUCACAAAGGGGAGACAUGCUGAUCAGGUAACCACUGCACAUAACCUGUAAGAGAGGUCCCGCUCUGCUACUUAAAAACCAUGUAAUAUGUCAUUUUCUAUGUCUUGCUGCUGUUUGAGUGGAGCAAAAAUAACUGCUGUUGUUGCUGUCUGUUUCAAAUGUCCUGCUUCACUGCUCAUGGCCCUUUCUCUUAACCCUCUCUCCACAUAAGGCAUAUUCUACUCUCUUCUCAGUUGAUCUACAUGAGUAGCGAACCCUGGCCCUGUUCUGUGGUAACCCGUUCAUCCACAUGAGUAGCUAACCCUGGCCCUGUUCUGUGCUGUGGUAACCACCAGGCAGUUUAUUGCUGAGCUGCAGGAGAAGGAGUUUCCUGAGCUGAGGAACCGGCGAAAGAAGGCGAACCGGGACAUUGAAAGGCUGAAAGGGGAUGUGGAGGAGCAGGAAACCCUGCAGUCCACGCUGAUGUCAGAGGAGGACACAGCCUAG